Messenger RNA from Leucoraja erinaceus (little skate), 4116 nucleotides. It is a transcript of the gene tnfsf11, whose product is annotated as TNF superfamily member 11. Lineage: Eukaryota; Metazoa; Chordata; Chondrichthyes; Rajiformes; Rajidae. The record is from RefSeq and is a predicted model, not a curated record. Gene Ontology annotation, molecular function: tumor necrosis factor receptor binding. Gene Ontology annotation, biological process: immune response. Gene Ontology annotation, cellular component: membrane.
GGCUUCACUUUCAAAAGAUUACCUGUUUUGUUGUAAGAAACAAACGAUUGGAAAAAAACCCAGUGGGUCAAGCAGCAUCUAUGGAGAUAAAGAAUUGUCGAUACUUCGGGUUAAGACCCUGAAUCGGAACUGUUGAAUUUGAAAAUUGAUUAUUUCUAUGUUGUAAACUUCUAUGCAUCGAUUAUAUACAUUAGUGCGCUGGAGGUUUACCAGGUUAAUUCUUGAAUUCUGAGGUUUUAAGAUAUAAGGGGUUAAUGAACGUGUCACUGACAAACAUCCGUGAAGUUGAGACAAUCUCACGCACACUGGUACAUGUAUCUUUCACAAUUUCCCAACUUUUGUAUACCGGAAGUAUCAUACACACACUCAGAACCAUGGGGGUGGGAGAUUGCAACAUUCACGUGGUCCGCCCUGUUUCAACAAAUGCUAUUAACCUGUGUGCACAAUCAAAUAAGAUCAAAUGGAACAAGUUGUCCUACAACUUUAGGCUGUGCACGCCAUACGCAAGAAGACUCAGAACCGUAACAUAUACACAUCACAAACAAACUGAAACACCAGUCAACAUUAUACUCACCAUGCAUGAGUCUGGUGAGCUCUUGAUCAGAGCAGGUGGUUUGAAGGAAGAAGAACGUCCAGAAAGUGGGAUUUUUUUUUAAUAUGCUAACAAGAGUCAGGACAUGCAUGUUCUUGUUCGAGUGAAGGUCGUUAGAGCAGGUAUUAUCACAUUUAAAAACAUCUGGAGAGGAACAUGGCUAGGAUAGAAUAGAAAAAAAAUAUCGUCCAAAUGCAGGCCGGCGGGAUUUGUAGAUGGGGUCUGUUUCUAUGCUAUAUGAUUCUAUGACUAUGACAUAUUCACAAUCACAUACAUGAUUAACAAAUCACAAUUAAACAAUAAUUACAAUUACACAGCACACACAACACGCUGUGUGUAGUCAUAGACACACUAUCCACACACAUUCACACACCACGCAUGAUCAUAAUCACACACCUAUUGUAUAAUCACAAUUAUACACAUUACAGCCACACAUUCACACAAAGGGUGGUGGUGUAUGGAACAAGCUGCCAUGGAGGUAGUUGAGGCUGGGAAUAAGAAAUAGUUAUACAGGUACAUGGAUUGGAAGGUUUGGAGGGAUAUGGACCAAGUGCAGGCACGUGCGACUAGUGUAGCUGAGGCAUGUUGGCCGGUGUGGGCAAGUUGAGCCGAUGCGCCUGUUUCCACUCUAUAACUGACAUCCCACAUGUACAUCGCAAUUACAAUCACACCACAUAUAAUCAUAUUCACAGACUGUGCAUAUUCACAGUCACAUACCAUAUAGAAGCUACAAUUAUACAGACAAUACCAAUUAUAAACCACAAGAUCAGUCAGACAAUCAACAUAGAGAUUACAAUUGUAAAUACACAAUCAGUCAAAUGAGCUAUAUAUGUCAUAAUUACAAUCGCAGUCACACUAUCCACACAUAGUGUAAAUUACAAGUAGACACACAAUGCCAAUCACAAACCACGCUUAUUAGCAGCCACACAACACAUGUAUAAUCACAAAUGCAGUCGUUGACCACAUCCAUGCCUCGCACACUUUCUCACGCCCAGGUGUUCAGAUGCGAGCGGCUCGUCGUUGCCGGAGCCGAGGUGAGAGGGCGGCGGUGUCCGAGCGAGGGCAAGGCGGAGGCGCUGGGGCUGGGAGGUGUGGUCGGCAGCCGGUCGGUGUUGAUAGGGCAGCCGCCUGCCACCUCGCACUCACUCCGCCGCACAACCAUGGCUGAGACGGCUGCUCGGCUGAGCGGCCGCGGAUCUCCAGCCCCCUGCGCGGCCGGCUUCCUCGCUCCCCUCCUGUGUGUCAGCGCCGUGCAACUUGCCCUCACCAUCGGCUUCAUCUGUUACUCCCAGAGCCAGUGGCUACAGAAGAAUCCAAGUGGAAUCUCGGAAGAGUUCUUGCAGUGCCUGAGACUGAUAUCUCAUUUUAACAGCAGCACCCCAAAUCUCUCAGAGAUGGAAACGCAGAAGAUCUCCAAGUCCUGCUCACAAGCGCUGCAAGGAGUGAAACAACUCGUCAAACAGGUGAUGCCCCCUUCUCCAAACAGAUCAGGACACAAAGGGCAAUUAUCAAGUCGUACAAGAAAGAUUUCACAGCGGAUGGCGCCUUACGCCCACCUCACUAUAAAGAGACCAACACAAAGCUCCACAGGUGUCAGGACCAGUUUUCCUGGAUUAAAAGGCAAACUCAUCACAUCUUGGGAAGAAAAGGUGGGAGUCGCGCACCUGAGUGAGAUGGGCUACAGCCAGGGAUCCCUGAAAAUCAAACACCAUGGCCUGUACUAUAUUUAUGCCCAGAUCUUGUUUCGGUAUCAUGCCGACUACCCCUUAAGUACCAAGGAAUACCAGCUGGUUCAGUACGUUUACAGGAAGAUGGCCAAGUACCCAAAGCCAACUCUGAUCCUGAGGGGUGCCAGCACAUGGUGUUCAGGUAACCACAACUUGUAUUCGGUUUAUCAAGGAGGAGUUUUCAACCUGCAAAGUGACGACAAAAUCUUUGUGACUGUCUCAAACAUAUCAUUAGUCGAUAUCGACGAGGCAUCCAGCUACCUGGGCGCAUUCAAACUGGAUUAAGUGAACUGUUAUCUUGGCAUCUUUAAACUUUCAUCUUUGAAUGGUGUACAUCCCGCAUUGGAAUGUUGGUUUUGUCAGCACUCUCUGAGCAGAAUUAUUCCUUGCUUGAAUAUAAAAAUUAAACAAUGGCUCUUGUAUUAUGUAAAGGCAUCUAAUGAGAAUCACUCGCCACUUAUUUACAGAAUCCACUCCGAUGAAUAACGAAUGAAGGGGUCAGAGGCUAUAGGUGUAAGAAACAAAACUAAAAUGUUAACAGGAUGGCACAGUGGUAAAGCUGGUAAAGCUGCUGCCUCACAGCUCCAGAGACCCGGGUUCAGUCCUGAUCUUGUGUGCUGUCUGUAUGGAGUUUAUAUGUUCUUCCUCUGAGCACAUGGGCUUCCCCUCAUUCUUUUGCAAAUCUGAGAAAACAUGUAGGUUGAUCGCUUGAUUUGCUGCAGUAAUUGCCCCUGGUGUGUAGGUGAGUGGAGGGGGGAGAGAAUAAAAGUGGGAUUAAUGUAGUAUUGGUGCAAAUGGGUGAUUGAUGGAUGGCACGGACAGGUUGGGCCGAAGGGCCAGUUACUGUGCUGCAUGAUUCUAUUAAUCUAUGGAUUAUUAGGAAUAAGGCAACAGCCAAUGCCCUCAUGAGACAAGGGAAACAUUGUCCUUCCUCAUUGAACUAGCGACCCAGGUUGCUUCGUGAUGUCCCACAGUGCUUGAAGUGGUGAUGUGAAGUGGAAUUUUCGCAAUAAAUGGCAUUAUUCUAUAUGUGUAGCCACAGGUAAAUCUGAAACCUCGGUCACAAGCCUAAGUGUGAUCUAACUUGGGUUGUUUUAGAGCCAGCAUUUAGUUUUGGUGCCACCACAUUGAGCACCCAAUGUUCUUGCAUGGGAGCCCUGGCAGAAGGUAAGAGAUUGAGAAGGUUUAAAUCACAAGUUUGGCAAAUCCUCUCCCAUGAUUCUUUAAAAGAAUCUUGCUCUUAAAUCACUGAAUGAGCCAUUAGUAAUGACCAGGCCAUACAAAAGGUGCUCGGCAGCUAUGAUUGGAGCCGAUGGUGAGAUCAUAAUUAAAUUUAAGAUGGUGGUUGUAAUGUGAUCUGCGAAGAUAGGAACAGGGCAUGUCCCAUGGCCCUACUUUUUGCACUCCUAACCAUAGCGUCCAUUGCAAAUGCAUGUAUUCUUCGCAAGGAUGAAGAAAACUGGGGCAGAAGUUGGCCUCUUGGCCCUUCAAGCCUGUCCUACCAUUCAAUACGAUGAUAGCCAUAACUUAUUUUAAGACAAAUAUGCAUUUAGGAUAUCCCUUUGUGGAAUGAUGCAACGCAUAAUGCCAUCUUCUCAAGAGGUCUCGCUCUGUAUCAAUAAUAGAGAUAGCGAGUGAGCAAGCAAUGCUUCACUGUAAAUUAUAGUUAAAGAAAGUUUUGCUGUUGAUAUUUGCUGUACAUUUGAAUUUUUGUUUAAGAAUUUGCUACUCCAAACUUUUAUCUCAAGGUAAUGAAAACCGAAUAAACCGUGCCUUUGAAUAAAAUCUAUUUCUGUA